Molecule: messenger RNA, 423 nt
Organism: Trichoderma breve
Lineage: Eukaryota; Fungi; Ascomycota; Sordariomycetes; Hypocreales; Hypocreaceae
Product: aldose 1-epimerase domain-containing protein
Exons: 2
Coding region: 1-423 (140 amino acids)
Biological process (GO): beta-D-galactose catabolic process via UDP-galactose, Leloir pathway; glucose metabolic process
Molecular function (GO): carbohydrate binding; aldose 1-epimerase activity
Source: RefSeq, a predicted model, not a curated record
AUGACAACAUCACCGGCACCACCCCCUGUUCCCUUCCCUGGUGUCGAGACCACCAAGCCUUUCGUCCUUGGCCCCGUCGAACCAGCAGUCGACCGCUGCUUUACAACCACCUCCGACCCAUCCUCCGUACCGAUCGAUACCCGAACACAGCCUCUUGCUCUUAACCUCGCUGCGUUCCACCCCAAGUCCGGCAUACACUUGGAAGUCCUGAGCACGGAGCCGUCUUAUCAGUUUUACACAGGCGAAUUGACCAACGUCCCCGCUGCGGAGGGCCUACCGGCGAGAGGCGCACGAAGUGCUUUCUGCUGCGAGCCCGGCCGUUGGAUCAACGCAGUCAACGUCCCAGAAUGGAAGGACAUGGUCAUUGUGAAGAAGGGCGAGACUUAUGGUUCAAGAAUUGUGUACAAGGCUUGGUCAGAGUAG